Molecule: messenger RNA, 4479 nt
Organism: Heterocephalus glaber (naked mole-rat)
Lineage: Eukaryota; Metazoa; Chordata; Mammalia; Rodentia; Bathyergidae
Gene: Pacs1
Product: phosphofurin acidic cluster sorting protein 1
Biological process (GO): protein localization to plasma membrane
Molecular function (GO): transmembrane transporter binding
Source: RefSeq, a predicted model, not a curated record
CGGCCGCGCGGGCCGCAACAGGCGGCGGCUGGCGAGCGAGCGCGAGGACCGCGCGCCGGAGGCCCCGCGCGUGCGUGCAGACUCGCUGGCGGCUCGCGCUCGGCCGGGCCGGCUGAGAAGACGCUCCGGGUCCUGGUCUCCGCCGCCGCGGGGGAAGCCGGGGAGUAGUGCAGCGUCGCUUCUGUCCGAGUGAGCUCGGCGACCCUCCGACCCUUGGCUGGGCCAUGGCGGAACGCGGAGGGACGGGCGGUGGUCCCGGAGGCGCCGGGGGCAGCAGCGGCCAACGGGGAUCCGGGGUCGCCCAGUCCCCGCAGCAGCCGCCUCCGUCUCAGCAGCAGACGCCGCAGCAGCCGACGCCCCCCAAGCUGGCCCAGGCCACCUCGUUGUCCUCAACCGCGGCGGCGGUUGUUUCCUCUUCGUCCUCGUCCACCUCCACCUCCAUGGCCGUCGCGGUGGCCUCGGGCACCGUUCCUCCCGGCGGCCCGGGGCCAGGCCGCACCCCCGCCCCGGUGCAGAUGAACCUUUACGCUACCUGGGAAGUGGACCGGAGCUCGUCCAGCUGCGUCCCCAGGCUGUUCAGCUUGACCCUGAAGAAGCUCAUUAUGCUAAAAGAAAUGGACAAAGAUCUUAACUCCGUGGUCAUUGCUGUGAAGCUGCAGGGGUCAAAAAGAAUUCUUCGUUCCAAUGAGAUCAUCCUUCCAGCUAGUGGCCUGGUAGAAACAGAGCUCCAGUUAACUUUUUCCCUUCAGUACCCUCAUUUCCUUAAGCGAGAUGCCAACAAGCUGCAGAUCAUGUUGCAAAGGAGAAAGCGAUACAAGAACCGGACCAUCUUGGGCUAUAAGACCCUGGCUGUGGGACUUAUCAACAUGGCAGAGGUGAUGCAGCACCCUAAUGAGGGUGCUCUGGUGCUUGGCCUGCACAGCAAUGUGAAGGAUGUGUCUGUGCCUGUGGCAGAAAUAAAGAUCUACUCCCUGUCCAGCCAGCCCAUUGACCAUGAAGGAAUCAAGUCUAAGCUGUCCGAUCGCUCUCCUGAUAUUGACAACUAUUCUGAGGAAGAGGAGGAGAGCUUUUCAUCAGAGCAAGAAGGCAGCGACGAUCCAUUGCACGGGCAGGACCUGUUCUAUGAAGAUGAGGAUUUACGGAAAGUAAAGAAGACCCGGAGGAAACUCACCUCAACCUCAGCCAUCACAAGGCAACCUAACAUCAAACAGAAGUUUGUGGCCCUCCUGAAGCGGUUCAAAGUUUCUGAUGAGGUUGGUUUCGGCUUAGAGCAUGUGUCCCGGGAACAGAUUCGAGAGGUGGAAGAAGACCUGGAUGAACUGUACGACAGUCUGGAGAUGUACAACCCCAGUGACAGCGGCCCUGAAAUGGAGGAGACAGAGAGCAUCCUGAGCACCCCAAAGCCUAAGCUCAAGCCCUUCUUUGAGGGGAUGUCACAAUCCAGCUCACAGACGGAGAUUGGCAGCCUCAACAGCAAGGGCAGCCUUGGAAAGGACACCACCAGCCCUGGUUUUCUGGAUGCUCCUACCAGGCAAAAAGCAUUUGGUUACCAUGGAUGUCUUCAGUCUCAAAAUCAAAGACCUGAAUUUGGACAACCAAAGGAGGCACCCAUAUGUCCGUUUCAGAUGGAAUUGGCUGCACUAGAAAAAGUCAAAUCUACUUGGAUUAAAAACCAAGAUGACAGUUUGACUGAAACAGAAACUCUGGAAAUCACUGACCAGGAUACGUUUGGAGAUUUGAGUACAAGUCUGGUUGUGCCUGAAAAAGUCAAAACUCCCAUGAAGACCAGCAAAACAGAUCUGCAGGGCUCUGCCUCCCCCAGCAAAGUGGAAGGGACUCACACACCCCGGCAGAAGAGGAGCACACCCCUGAAGGAGCGGCAGCUCUCCAAGCCCCUGAGUGAGAGGACCAACAGCUCCGACAGUGAGCGCUCACCUGACCUGGGCCACAGUACACAGAUUCCAAGAAAGGUGGUAUAUGACCAACUGAAUCAGAUCCUGGUGUCUGAUGCAGCCCUCCCAGAAAAUGUCAUCCUGGUGAACACCACUGACUGGCAGGGCCAGUAUGUGGCAGAACUGCUCCAGGACCAGCGGAAGCCUGUUGUAUGCACCUGUUCCACUGUGGAGGUCCAGGCCGUGCUGUCUGCUCUGCUCACCCGGAUUCAGCGCUACUGCAACUGCAACUCCUCUAUGCCAAGACCAGUCAAAGUGGCAGCUGUGGGAGGCCAGAGUUACCUGAGUUCCAUCCUCCGGUUCUUUGUCAAGUCCUUGGCCAACAAGACCUCUGAUUGGCUGGGCUACAUGCGCUUCCUCAUCAUUCCCCUUGGUUCUCACCCUGUGGCCAAAUACUUGGGCUCACUUGACAGUAGAUACAGCAGCACCUUCCUUGAUUCUGGCUGGAGAGACCUGUUCAGUCGCUCGGAGCCCCCAGUGUCAGAGCAACUGGACGUGGUGGGCCGUGUGAUGCAGUAUGUCGGUGGGGCGGCUGUAACACACCAGCUGCCUGUGGCUGAAGCCAUGUUGACCUGCCGGCAUAAGUUCCCUGAUGAAGACUCCUAUCAGAAGUUCAUUCCCUUCAUUGGCGUGGUGAAGGUAGGCCUGGUUGAAGACUCACCCUCCACUACAGGCGACGGGGACGAUUCACCUGUGGUCAGCCUUACCGUGCCCUCUACAUCACCACCCUCCAGCUCUGGCCUAAGCCGAGAUGCCACAGCCACCCCUCCCUCCUCCCCGUCCAUGAGCAGUACCCUUGCCGUCAUGGGGAGCCCCAAUAGUCCAUAUGGGGACGUGAUUGGCCUCCAGGUGGACUACUGGCUAGGCCACCCUGGGGAGCGGAGGAGGGAAGGCGACAAGAGGGAUGCCAGCUCCAAAAACACCCUCAAGAGCGUCUUCCGCUCAGUGCAGGUUUCUCGCCUGCCGCAUGGUGGGGAAGCCCAGCUUUCUGGCACCAUGGCAAUGACUGUGGUCACCAAAGAGAAGAACAAGAAAGUUCCCACCAUCUUCCUGAGCAAGAAACCCCGGGAAAAGGAAGUGGAUUCUAAGAGCCAGGUCAUCGAGGGCAUCAGCCGCCUCAUCUGCUCCGCCAAGCAGCAGCAGACCAUGUUGAGAGUGUCCAUCGAUGGUGUCGAGUGGAGUGACAUCAAAUUCUUCCAGCUGGCAGCCCAGUGGCCCACGCAUGUCAAGCACUUUCCAGUGGGACUCUUCAGUGGCAGCAAGACCACCUGAGGCCCUGCCUCCCAGCCACUCUCCCUCCUGGCACUGCCACCCAGCCUCACUGCCUGCGGGCAGGGGGAGGCCAGCAGGCCCGGCCCAGCACCCCUUUCUGGCACUGGAGCCUGCCUCUCACAUGCCUAGUCCUGAAGGACACUGCCACUGGGGACGCUACCCUCCCCACCCCACUGCCUAGUCCUACUGUCCUUCCUCCCUCCCUCUCCUUCAUUCUCCUCCCUCCUGCUCCAGGCCCAGAGCAGGUUGGUUCUGCCUUCUGGUGCCCAUAAUCCUUGGAAUUGAGUCCUCCGGGACUUCCUUCAUCUAGCUCUCCACCUCUUUCCCCUUGUGGUACCAGUUCUUUUUCUAGAAAGAGGAAACCAGGAAUUUUAGUCCACAGAGGGAGUCCCCAGCCCUCCCCAGCCCCACCCUGACCACCAGACUCAUUUUCUAAGGCCCUGCUGCCACAUGCCACUCACCCUGUCCAUAGUCGAUAGAGGCAGGCCCUCUUCUCACACCUGGGGUGGUCUCUGCCUGCUCUACAGCUUCCCAGUGGAGGUUAAGGGGGCAACCAAGUGACAAAGUAUGUUUUUGGAAUGAUGGGGCCUUCCCAUUCUUCCCCUUGCAUGACUUCCUGCCAUCCCAGGUCCCUGUAGAUGUCGUGAGUCCUGAGUGUUUCUUUGGUUCUUUGCAUGGUCACUCCCUUGGUUGUUCGUGUGACUCACCCUGUGCACAGGUCCUGUCCUUCCUCCCCUACUGGUGAUGUUCCUCUUUCUGCCUCCCAGCCUCUCAUCCAGCACAGCUCUACCUAGCCUAGAGAGGUGGGAGGCAGAUCCCCAGCACAUGUCUGUGACCCCAGGCCACCAGCCAUGAGUCUCCCUUCCUGUGUUCUUUGUCUCCCCUUUUCUGCUGCUCCCUAACUGCCCACAGCUCUCUGUGGAUGGAUCUCAGCCCCUCUCCACCCUCCCGGUCAGCGUCAGUAUCCUCAAAAGGGGCUGAGGACUUGAGGACGGUGCAGAGCUGGCCCACUUCCAUACAGGCUGGCAUCUCCAGAGCUUCUCCAUCACCCUCUCAGUGCUCUCCAAGAGCUGUGGCACAGAACUUCAGUUUGAAAGUAUUCUUCCCAUUCUUCAUGCCUUCCAAGACCUUCCAGCCCUUCCCCUCAGCUGGCCCUGCUGUCCAGGGCAUCUCCUGGUCCUGCGAGUGGAGGGGGGUGGGAGGGAGGAUGAGUGUGUUGAAUUUUUCAUUCAAUAAACUGGUGAUUUCUUACCAA